This is a messenger RNA of Condylura cristata (star-nosed mole), 4597 nucleotides long. It is a transcript of the gene EPHB2, whose product is annotated as EPH receptor B2. The record is from RefSeq and is a predicted model, not a curated record. Gene Ontology annotation, molecular function: transmembrane-ephrin receptor activity; ATP binding; protein binding. The transcript has 15 exons. Lineage: Eukaryota; Metazoa; Chordata; Mammalia; Eulipotyphla; Talpidae. Gene Ontology annotation, biological process: axon guidance; angiogenesis; protein phosphorylation. Bases 1 to 2799 code for a protein of 932 amino acids. Gene Ontology annotation, cellular component: neuron projection; plasma membrane.
AUGGACUCCACCACGGCCACGGCAGAGCUGGGCUGGAUUGUGCAUCCACCAUCAGGGUGGGAAGAGGUGAGUGGCUACGACGAGAACAUGAACACGAUCCGCACGUACCAGGUGUGCAAUGUGUUUGAGUCCAGCCAGAACAACUGGCUGCGGACCAAGUUCAUCCGGCGCCGUGGUGCACACCGCAUCCACGUGGAGAUGAAGUUCUCCGUGCGGGACUGCAGCAGCAUCCCCAGCGUGCCAGGCUCCUGCAAGGAGACCUUCAACCUCUAUUACUAUGAGAACGACUUCGACUCGGCCACCAAGACCUUCCCCAACUGGAUGGAGAACCCGUGGGUGAAGGUGGACACCAUCGCGGCCGACGAGAGCUUCUCCCAGGUGGACCUGGGCGGUCGGGUCAUGAAGAUCAACACCGAGGUGCGGAGCUUCGGGCCGGUGUCCCGCAACGGCUUCUACCUGGCCUUCCAGGACUACGGUGGCUGCAUGUCCCUCAUCGCUGUGCGUGUCUUCUACCGCAAGUGCCCCCGCGUCAUCCAGAAUGGCGCCGUCUUCCAGGAGACACUGUCGGGGGCCGAGAGCACGUCGCUGGUGGCCGCCCGGGGCAGCUGCAUCGCCAACGCUGAGGAGGUGGACGUGCCCAUCAAGCUCUACUGCAACGGGGACGGCGAGUGGCUGGUGCCCAUCGGGCGCUGCAUGUGCAAAGCCGGUUUCGAGGCCGUGGAGAAUGGCACCGUCUGCCGAGGUUGUCCAUCUGGAACCUUCAAGGCUAACCAAGGGGAUGAGGCCUGCACCCACUGUCCCAUCAACAGCCGGACCACUUCAGAAGGGGCCACCAACUGUGUCUGCCGCAAUGGCUACUACAGAGCAGACCUGGACCCCCUGGACAUGCCCUGCACAACCAUCCCCUCCGCCCCCCAGGCAGUGAUCUCCAGCGUCAACGAGACCUCGCUCAUGCUAGAGUGGACCCCGCCCCGGGACUCGGGGGGCCGCGAGGACCUGGUUUAUAACAUCAUCUGCAAGAGCUGUGGCUCCGGCCGGGGGGCCUGCACCCGCUGUGGGGACAACGUGCAGUACGCACCCCGCCAGCUGGGCCUGACGGAGCCCCGCAUUUACAUCAGCGACCUGCUGGCCCACACCCAGUACACCUUCGAGAUCCAGGCCGUGAACGGCGUCACCGACCAGAGCCCCUUCUCGCCUCAGUUCGCCUCUGUGAACAUCACCACCAACCAAGCAGCCCCAUCGGCCGUGUCCAUCAUGCACCAGGUGAGCCGCACCGUAGACAGCAUCACCCUGUCGUGGUCACAGCCCGACCAGCCCAACGGUGUCAUCCUGGACUACGAGCUUCAGUACUAUGAGAAGGUGCGGGCUCGCACCGUGGCGGGCUACGGGCGCUACAGCGGCAAGAUGUACUUCCAGACCAUGACGGAAGACGAGUACAAGACAAGCAUCCAGGAGAAGCUGCCUCUCAUCAUCGGCUCCUCGGUGGCCGGCCUGGUCUUCCUCAUCGCCGUGGUCGUCAUCGCUAUCGUGUGUAACAGACGGGGCUUUGAGCGCGCGGACUCGGAGUACACGGACAAGCUGCAGCACUACACCAGCGGCCACAUGACCCCAGGCAUGAAGAUCUACAUCGACCCUUUCACCUAUGAGGACCCCAACGAGGCAGUGCGGGAGUUUGCCAAGGAAAUUGACAUUUCCUGUGUCAAAAUUGAGCAGGUGAUCGGAGCAGGGGAGUUUGGUGAGGUUUGCAGCGGCCACCUGAAACUGCCAGGCAAGAGAGAGAUCUUCGUGGCCAUCAAGACACUCAAGUCGGGCUACACAGAGAAGCAGCGCCGGGACUUCCUGAGUGAGGCCUCCAUCAUGGGCCAGUUUGACCACCCCAAUGUCAUCCACCUUGAGGGUGUUGUCACCAAGAGCACACCUGUGAUGAUCAUCACUGAGUUCAUGGAGAACGGCUCGCUGGACUCUUUCCUCCGGCAAAAUGACGGGCAAUUCACUGUCAUCCAGCUGGUGGGCAUGCUCCGGGGCAUCGCAGCUGGCAUGAAGUACCUGGCAGACAUGAACUAUGUCCACCGAGACCUGGCUGCCCGCAACAUCCUGGUCAACAGCAACCUCGUCUGCAAAGUGUCUGACUUUGGGCUCUCACGUUUUCUGGAGGAUGACACCUCAGACCCCACCUACACCAGCGCCCUGGGUGGGAAGAUCCCCAUCCGCUGGACGGCCCCAGAAGCCAUCCAGUACCGGAAGUUCACCUCGGCCAGCGACGUGUGGAGCUAUGGCAUCGUCAUGUGGGAGGUGAUGUCUUAUGGGGAGCGACCCUACUGGGACAUGACCAACCAGGACGUAAUCAACGCCAUAGAGCAGGACUACCGGCUGCCGCCCCCCAUGGACUGCCCGAGCGCCCUGCACCAGCUCAUGCUGGACUGCUGGCAGAAGGACCGCAACCACCGGCCCAAGUUCGGUCAGAUCGUCAACACGCUCGACAAGAUGAUCCGAAACCCCAACAGCCUCAAAGCCAUGGCGCCCCUCUCCUCGGGAAUCAACCUGCCGCUGCUGGACCGCACGAUCCCCGACUAUACCAGCUUUAACACGGUAGACGAGUGGCUGGAGGCCAUCAAGAUGGGACAGUACAAGGAGAGCUUCGCCAACGCCGGCUUCACCUCCUUCGACGUUGUGUCACAGAUGAUGAUGGAGGACAUUCUCCGGGUUGGGGUCACUUUGGCUGGCCACCAGAAAAAAAUCCUGAACAGUAUCCAGGUGAUGCGGGCACAGAUGAACCAGAUCCAGUCUGUGGAGGUUUGACCUUCACCUGCCUCGGCUCACCUCCUUCUCCAGGACCACCCCCUCCGCCCCCAUCCACCCUGGUUCUCCGUCCACCGCAGGGUCGGCCACCUGCCAGGAGGCCACCUGCCAGGAGGCCACGGGCAACAGGAAGAACCAAGCCUCGCUCUAGUCGAGAGAUGUUACCAACACCACGUGCAACACAGAUCACAGAAAAAAGGGAAUGGGACAAAAGAAAUCGGCCCCCCGGGAGGGCGGGAACCACAGGACUCCUUUUCAAAGAGGAUUCUCAUAGGAAAGCGGUCUUUGUUCCUGGGGAAAAGAAGGGCUUGGGAGAUCCAUGUGCUUCGUCCAAGAGGACACCCACAGCAGCUUUUCUCCAACUUCCUCUGGGACCGUGACCUGGCCAGAGCCAAGAAAACACUUUCAGGAAAACAAAUGUGAAGGGGAGAGACGCCCUUUUCUUCUGUCCUCACGCCGCUCUUCCAGGCCGCGCUCCACAGCCACGUGCAAGGCCCACGGAGCGGCCCCACCCGCGGGACCCUCGGCCACCUGGGAAGAUUGGCGCCUGGUGCCACAGGGCAAGCGGAAGAAUUUUUCUAUCUUUGAUGACUAUUUUGGACAUGGACACUUCGACGAAAGAGACCUGUUUCUCCUGUCAGCUCAGGGGGCUGAACGGGAGCUUUGGUCCUCCUGGGUCAGGGAGACCGUGGGACACACAAGGUCAGCGGCCUGAGCCUGGCCGCCCCGGUCUGCAGCUCCGCGUUGGAUGGCGCAUGCGUCUGCUCCCACCAGCCCCCACCCAGAGGACGGAUCCGCAGUCACUGCCACCAGCUUCGACUGCCAUCGAUCCUGCAUCUGGGUGUGUUUACAGCGAUUCGUGGGUUCGGGGGUAUUUUGGUCAGGGGUGGAUUCAGUUUGGGGGGUUUGUUGUUUGUUUUUUUUUUAAGACAAUGAAGUGACACUUUGACAUUUCCUACCUUUUGAGGACUUGAUCCUUCUCCAGGAAGAAGGUGCUUUCUGCUUACUGACUUAGGCAAUACACCAAGGGCGAGAUUUUAUAUGCACAUUUCUGGAUUUUUUUAUAUGGUUUUCCUUGACACCCCUCCCUCCUCCCCCUGCCUAGAGCUCCCACCUGCUGCCAGGCCUCACCAAAGCCAGCUGCCACGGGGCCAUCUGGGCCAUUCAAAGACUGGGUGAGAUCUGGGCGGAGGGUAGGGGCUGGUAGAGGAGCUCCCACCCAGGACUGCUGGUGAAGGCAACAGAUUGCAGAGGUGGGCUCCGAGGCUACAGAGCCACUGAGCUUGGCCACUUCUCCACUCUCCUUCUAUCCUGAUGUAUCCAGAACUUUCCAGGCAAAAAGGCCCCUCCGAGAUUCCCGCGUGCCCUCAGAUAACCAGAACCCAGUUUUGCCUCAGCCUGCACCCCGCUGCAGCAGAGGCCAGGACCCAGAUCAUUCACUGUGAUACCCCAGCCUGCCAGAGCACCACCCUCCGAGACCAGGCACGUACCUCCCCUCUCCCGGGAGGGAAGAGGCGUGUGGUUUCUCUCCCACCUCGUUGCUUCCACCAGACCUUGGCCCAGGUGUGAAGAUCCCGAUCGUGAGGGAACCUCCAACCAGCGGGUCUGGCCGCAGACACCCCGUAUGAGCAGAGGCAGGCACCUGAGUGCAACGUCACUAGCGCACCGAAUGGAAAUAAAUGUGUUAGUUAUAAAACCACCCUGUCUCUGGAAGUUCCACGGGAGACCCUGAUACCGGAGACAUGUCAAGGCUAUUGAUGCUCUUCUAAGCAAAUCUUCCUUCCUCAGGUUUCUAGAA